Molecule: messenger RNA, 2539 nt
Organism: Hypomesus transpacificus
Lineage: Eukaryota; Metazoa; Chordata; Actinopteri; Osmeriformes; Osmeridae
Gene: pcsk1
Product: proprotein convertase subtilisin/kexin type 1
Exons: 14
Coding region: 222-2519 (765 amino acids)
Biological process (GO): protein processing
Cellular component (GO): Golgi membrane; trans-Golgi network
Molecular function (GO): serine-type endopeptidase activity
Source: RefSeq, a predicted model, not a curated record
UCUGCACGGAUUACGGAUGUUUCAAUGAGGCAAUAACAAGUCAGUUCACGGACCUUCUUCCCUUUCUGCCAGCAAUUUCCAGAGAGUCGUGAACAAGGGGAACGCAAAAAACGGAUUCAUUCAUUUUAAGUUGAGCAUUUUUGGUUAAUUUUCUGUUGUCUUUUCUGCUUUUCUUGAGCAUCUAUCCAAGAACACAAUUUCUUAGCUCCUAUUCUUUUGACAUGGAAGUGAGAUGUCGCCCAAUGUUGACGAGCUGUGCUCUUGCGGUUCUUUGCUUCAUCGUUCAUUCCGUGGAUGCUUUUUUCGGGGACAGACAGUACCUCAACGAAUGGGCAGUCGAGAUUCCAGGAGGACCCGACGCUGCCAGGUUAAUCGCCAGAGAAUUGGACUACGAUUUGGUCCGACAGAUUGGGACCCUAGAAAACCAUUAUUUAUUCAAACACCCAAAUCAUCCUAGCAGGAUGAAAAGAAGUGCACCUCAUAUCACCAAACGGUUGUCUGAGGACGACAGGGUGUCAUGGGCAGAGCAACAGUACGAGAAGCGUCGCAGUAAGCGAGCGUCGCUCAGGAGCUGCAAGGACUGCCCUGCAGACAAGCUCUUUGAUGAUCCAAUGUGGAACCAGCAGUGGUAUCUGCAAGACACCAGGACCUCGUCCUCCCUCCCCAAACUGGACCUGCACGUGAUUCCCGUGUGGAAGAAAGGCAUCACGGGCAAAGGUGUGGUCAUCACCGUUCUGGACGACGGCCUGGAGUGGAACCACACCGACAUCUACCCCAACUACGAUGCAGCAGCCAGUUAUGAUUUCAACGACAAUGAUCCCGACCCAUUCCCCAGAUAUGACUCCACUAAUGAGAACAAGCAUGGGACCAGGUGUGCUGGUGAGAUAGCCAUGCAAGCAGACAACAACAAAUGUGGGGUUGGAGUAGCUUACAAUUCCAAGGUUGGAGGGAUCCGCAUGCUGGAUGGUAUUGUGACGGAUGCCAUCGAGGCCAGUUCAAUUGGGUUCAACCCGAACCAUGUGGACAUCUACAGCGCCAGCUGGGGGCCCAACGAUGACGGCAAGACAGUGGAGGGGCCCGGUCGUCUAGCCCAGAAAGCCUUUGAGUAUGGCAUUCAGAAGGGGCGUGGAGGGAAGGGCUCGAUAUUUGUGUGGGCGUCAGGAAACGGAGGCCGUCAAGGGGACAACUGCGACUGUGAUGGCUACACGGAUAGCAUCUAUACAAUCUCCAUUAGCAGUGCCUCACAGCAGGGCCUGUCACCCUGGUAUGCUGAGAAGUGUUCCUCCACACUGGCCACAGCCUACAGCAGUGGGGACUACACCGACCAGAGAAUAACAAGUGCAGAUUUGCAUAAUGAAUGUACCGAGACACACACCGGAACAUCCGCUUCCGCCCCACUGGCUGCUGGGAUAUUUGCCCUGGCACUUGAGCAGAACCCAGAGCUUAACUGGAGAGACCUGCAGCAUUUAGUGGUGUGGACAUCUGAGUUUGACCCCCUUGCCAAUAACCCAGGCUGGAAAAGGAAUGGGGCAGGCCUCAUGGUGAACAGUCGCUUUGGAUUCGGCCUGCUCAAUGCCAAAACUCUUGUGGACCUGGCAGACCCGGCCACCUGGAAACACGUCCCUGAAAAAAAGCAAUGUAUCGUCAGAGAUGAAGCUUUUCAGCCUAGGGCAUUGAAAGCAGCAGGGGAAAUCACCAUAGAAAUUCCCACCAAGGCGUGUGUAGGGCAGGAGAAUGCUGUUCUGUCACUGGAGCAUUUGCAAGUGGAGGCCAGUAUUGAGUACACCCGAAGAGGAGACUUGCAUAUCACGCUCAUGUCCCCGUCAGGAACUAGCACGGUACUUCUGGCUGAAAGAGAGAGGGACAUUUCCUCCAACGGUUUCAGGAACUGGGACUUCAUGUCUGUCCACACCUGGGGUGAGGAUCCCACUGGUACUUGGACUCUCAAGAUCACAGACACGUCAGGGCGGAUGGAAAACGAAGGUCAGAUCUUGAGCUGGAAGCUGAUUCUCCACGGGACCUCAGAGAAACCGGAGCACAUGAAGGAACCCAGGGUGUACGUUCCCUACAAUGCCGUGCAGAACGACCGGCGUGGCGUGGAACACAUGGAUGACAUGAUGGAGGAGCUCCCCAAAGAGAAGACCCCGCCCCAGAAGACCCUGCCCAGUCCUGCCAAGGUCUCACUUCCCACAAACCCAGGGAAAGAGCCGCCUUCUACCUCUCCCCUGUCCCCCUCCCUCGCUCUGCUGCGUCUUCUCCAAACUGCCUUCAACCGGCAGACCCCGGCCUCCCUGCCCACAUCCCCAGCAAAACCCCUGUCCUCCUGGGGGAGCCACUACCAGCGUCUUCCCCCACAGAAGCUGUACCAGGCCCUGGAUAGGAUCAACCAGUACCGGGGGAAAGAGGACAGCCUGUACAGCGACUACAGUGAUGGCUUCUACAGCACCAAGCCCUACAGGCACAGAGAUGACCGGCUGCUGCAGGCACUGUUCGACAUGCUGGGAGAUGACGGCCAAUGAGGUGGGAAGGAGGGGGCGGG